This is a messenger RNA of Acanthoscelides obtectus, 2600 nucleotides long. Lineage: Eukaryota; Metazoa; Arthropoda; Insecta; Coleoptera; Chrysomelidae. The record is from the annotation of a GenBank genome assembly.
CUUUAUAUUUAUUGUUAUUAUGUAAUUUUUCAUUGUAAUUAAUUGUUUUUGCAGCUAAAGGAAAUAUUUAUAAUGCAUUCAAACAUAAUACUGUGCUUGAUGCUGUACUUAUUUUUUGUCCAAUGUUACUUCGUCCCUGUUUGCAAAGUGCCAUGUAUUGACUUGAUGAUGGCUCUUGGGAAAUAGCAGAAUAGCCCAAGUAUAGUUCUGACUUUUCUUGUGUAUUUUAUUGAAAUGUAUGCAUUAAGACAUUAAUCCUUUUUUGUAACAUUGCAUUACACAUACACGAAAUGUACCCCAUCUUCAUCAAAUAAUUAUGGGUCAUUCAAAGUAUCUAUAUUGUUGUAACUAUAUAAUUUUCACUGAAUAGUUUCAUGAAUUAUUUUUCAGAGAGCAAGAAAGGUAUUUGAUCCAUCAGAUACUCACAUUCCAAAGAAGCGUGGCAGACCAGUUGGGUCUCUAAACAAGUCAACAAUUGAGAAACAAAUGGCUAAGACCAGUGAUGAUAGUCGUCCAGAGUCCAGGACAUCUAGUAAUGGCAGGGAGCAAGGAGGAGUGUGCUCUGUGUGUAGACUGCAGAACAAGAGAGGUCCGAAUGACAAGAUGGUGGCAUGUCGGGAGUGCAGUAACAAAGCUCACUACAGUUGCCUGAAUGGUGAUGACAUGAUGUUGAAAAUGCAUCCAGAUAAUACUUGGCAAUGCCCACAAUGCAAGACUUGUGUUGUCUGUUUUGAAACUUCUGAUGCAGGUUACCUGACAGUAUGUACAGUCUGUGCUGAUGCAUACCAUUCUGGUUGCCAUCAACCAAGGAUAACAGAGAAGAUUCGAAAUGGGCAGAAGUGGUUGUGUUGCAAUUGUCAGAUGCCAGAAGAAUUGAAGAUCAACCAGAUACAGUCAAACAUUGGAAACUCGUUUAGUCAGAAGAGCCUAGUUAGUCAUAAAAGUAAUAUCUCAGACACGAACGACAUUAGCAACCCACCCUCAUCUUCAUCCUCAUCGUACGCCGCAUCACCACCUCUAUCACCAACCCCUCCUCCAAGACUCAGCCCCCAAACCACCAGAGAGGGUGCCACCAGGUCAAUCGUGAACGGCCGGCACUCUUCAGACGAAGACCGGAAGUCCGAUUCGGAUGUGGACGACAACAUCGAUCCGAGCAUACCUGAUGCCACGCAUUGGACUGCCGACGAGGUGGCUGAUUAUUUCGCGCAGUGGUUCCCUGAUGAGUCCAAGGUGUUCAGAGAACAGGAAAUUGAUGGGCGGUCGUUGCUGCUUCUCAAAAGGAUGGACGUCCUGACAAAUCUCAAUUUGAAGCUGGGACCAGCUCUGAAGAUCUACAGACAUGUAGUAAAAUUGCAAGUCAGACGAGAUGAUCCUAAACUAUAUUGGUUGUAAAUACGGUUUUGUAAUGUUGUGCAUAUUUUUGAGUGCUGAUUCAUUUUCUGUAUAGUAUUCUAACAAUAUAAACACAUGAUUUGUAUACACUGAGUACCAAAUUUGUCUGACGGCUACACAUAUGUUAGAAAGAGAUAGAAGCCGCCUGGAUAGUGAGACUCAUCACCGCGUUGCGUUGCGUAUGGUAUGUCGAAAUGAAAGGUCAGGAUUGCCACAAAUUCUGCAACAUUGCAUCAUUGGUUCGUUUGAUGUCACCGCAUCUUGUAUAUUACCUCCAUGAUCGUAGUUGAGCAAUUUUGAUCAAUACUCAUAUAUCGAUCGUAGGGAGUGUCGUCCUGCUUCGAAAUGGCUUUCACCUGCGUACACGCAGGUAGUGAUAAUUUGAAUUGCGUAAUGUUAUUUGUUACAUUUUCUGACCGCAGCGGUGUCGCAAAAUGUAACAAAACAACUCAGGAUGUGUUGAUCUUAUCACCAUCGGUGGAAAUUAAAGAUAAUUCUAAAUUAAAUUAUAACUGGAUCGCAUCAUAAAUGAAAUAAAUAAUUCCAAUCAAAAUAAAAACAAAAUAUCAAAUUAAAUGUUCGAACAGACGCCCUUGGAUUUGAGAGUAACCUAACCUAUUCUAGCAGCCUGCGCGAACGUUUUCUGGUGUAACACAGUGGCAAUACGGUAGAUUGCAUACCUUCUGCGUCACCGUUGCUAGGUAAUGUGGUGAUGACCUUUGCUCUUCAGCCGGCUUCUGUUUCUUUCUAACAUGUGUUGAUACGCACUUCUCGCGCUUCUGUCUCGUACACAUUGAACUGAAGCCGUCAGAUAAAUUUGGUUUUCCCUGUAUAAUCGUUAACAGCUGAGGUCUCUUUCAAGAAAAUUUGGAUUUUGAGAAUCAAUUGGCUUUCUUUAUGUCAUUGGUUUUCAAAUUCUAUGACGUUAUAUUAAGUUGAUUCCAAUUCGAUUAUGUGAAAUUUGUCAUAAAUGAUCUUUCUUCUUAUUCUUUAUUUAAUACUGCCGUUUUUGUUGAUAUUGAGUUGUCUAGAGUGAUAUAAAGUUGUUAUGCUAAGCACAUUACAUGAAACAGUGCAUGCAAAUGCUAAAACGCAUUCGUGUUAUAGUCUCUGUAGUUUAUAAAUGCUUUUUAUUUUGUAAUUUAUAUUAAGGGAUUCUAUUGUGAUUGUAUAUUUAAAAAGUAAAUAUAUCAAUAUUUCAUAAGAAA